AUGCGUUACCCUAUGCUUCGUUAAAAUUCCAACGAAUUUCAAUCCCAAUUAUUCUUUCUGUUCGGCGUCGUUGCUGCGUGCUUUACUUGUGGAAAGAGGGUGCCGUUUUGCGAUUUAAAAGGACUAGGACUCGGAAUUCAUUAAACAAUGGACGCUCCACCAGAAGGUAAUAUCGACACAGAGUCUUGCAAUGAACUUGAAGAUGAAAAAUCCACUUCCGACUGUCAUGCCCUACCAGCAUACAUGACGUCGGUAGUGCGGCGACAAUUCUUGCAAGAAAUGAUAAGGAAAUUGCCGGAAAAUGUGCAGAAUAGGAUUGUAGCACUGAAAAACUUGCAGUUGGAACACUUGGAAAUAGAGGCCAAGUUUUUUAAUGAAGUCUACAAUCUGGAGAAAGCUUAUCAACAAAAAUACAUACCUUUGUUCACUAAGCGUACCGAAAUAAUUACUGGCGCUGUGGAUCCACCAAAAGAAGAGCCCAAAUGGAAGGAACCUGCUGAUGUUCCCUCUGUGACUGCCGAAGGGGAAGCUGCGGAAGAUAUUACUGAAGCUCUCAAAAAUAUCAAAAAUAAUAUUCCCCAAGACGCCAAGGGCAUACCGGAUUUCUGGUUAACAGUGUUUCGUAAUACGGUUAUUUUAUCAGAAAUGGUGCAGGAUCAUGAUGAACCAGUUUUGCGGAAGCUGACCGACAUAACAAUAAAAUAUGAUGAUGAACAUUCGUAUUUUCUGGAGUUCCAUUUUGAUAAAAAUGAAUAUUUUUCGAACCCAGUUCUUACAAAGCAGUACUUCUUAAAGGCGACCGUCGAUCCAGAUGACCCUUUUGCUUUUGAAGGGCCUGAAAUUUACAAAUGCAAGGGUUGCGUUAUCAAUUGGGAGAAAAAAAUGAACUUGACUGUCAAGACUAUUAGAAAGAAACAGAAGCAUAAGGAACGCGGCGCUGUGCGCACCAUCGUCAAGCAAGUUCCAACAGACUCUUUCUUUAAUUUCUUCAACCCUCCGGAGAUUCCAACUGAUAAAAAAGAAGAGGUUGAUGAGGAAUCUCAACAAAUUUUAGCAACAGAUUUCGAAAUAGGACAUUUCUUGCGCGCUAGAAUUAUUCCGAAAGCUAUACUCUAUUACACCGGUGACAUCGUCGACGAUGAGGAUGACGAAGAUGAGGAGGAGUAUGAUGAAAAUGAAGAAGACGACUCUGAAUAUGACGACGCAAACGAGGGCCAAGUAAAACACGUUGGCAACAAGAAAAAGCAGAAUCCCAAUGAUUGUCCUAACCAGUAAAAUAUCGAUUUUAAAAGCACAACUAAUGUUGUACCGAUAUUGUGUAUAUAAUUCAAAUUUAAUUUGAAAUAUAUUUUUGGUGGAUUCAAAUUAUAUAAAAGACAA
This is a messenger RNA of Scaptodrosophila lebanonensis, 1380 nucleotides long. It is a transcript of the gene Nap1, whose product is annotated as nucleosome assembly protein 1-like 1-B. Gene Ontology annotation, cellular component: nucleus; chromatin. The coding region runs from base 148 to 1275 and encodes 375 amino acids. Gene Ontology annotation, biological process: nucleosome assembly. The record is from RefSeq and is a predicted model, not a curated record. The transcript has 7 exons. Lineage: Eukaryota; Metazoa; Arthropoda; Insecta; Diptera; Drosophilidae. Gene Ontology annotation, molecular function: histone binding; chromatin binding.